This is a messenger RNA of Quercus lobata, 2061 nucleotides long. RefSeq names its product polyphenol oxidase, chloroplastic-like. Gene Ontology annotation, molecular function: catechol oxidase activity. The transcript has 2 exons. Lineage: Eukaryota; Viridiplantae; Streptophyta; Magnoliopsida; Fagales; Fagaceae. Gene Ontology annotation, biological process: pigment biosynthetic process. The record is from RefSeq and is a predicted model, not a curated record. Bases 121 to 1929 code for a protein of 602 amino acids.
AUAUACUAAUUAUAAUUUAUUACGAAAAAUGUUAUAAAAUUUGACACGUCUCUGUAGUCUGUAUAUGUGAACCUAUAUAUUGAGAGUCUAGUCUUGCACAGUUCUCUCAUAAACACAAACAUGGCUUCUCUCUCACAACCAUCCCUUACAAUCACCACCAAGACCCACAUUCCCCCCUCCUCUCUAUCUCCAUUCUGUCCCAAAAAAACCCAUCUUUCUAAACUUCCAAAACGCAUCCAUCACCUUGCUCCUAGCGUAGUCUCAUGCAAAGCCCAAAACGAUGAUCAAAAUGGACAACAACAACAAUCUCCUUUAGAAAUGUUUGAUAGGAGAGAUGUGCUCAUUGGCAUAGGAGGCCUCUAUGGUGCUACAAAUCUUUACAAUGAUGACCCUUUUGCCAUGGCAGCUCCUGUGUCUGCCCCAGAUCUAACAAAGUGUAGCAAAGCUGAUUUACCAGCUGGGGCAAAACCAGUCAAUUGUUGCCCACCAUCAGCCACAAAAAUCAUUGAUUUUAAGCUACCUCCACAAAACUCACCCUUGCGUGUUAGACCCGCAGCUCAUUUAGCUGACAAGGAAUACAUAGCCAAAUACUCCCAAGCCAUUAAGCUCAUGAAAGCUUUACCAGCUGAUGACCCAAGAAAUUUCACACAACAAGCUAAUGUUCAUUGUGCUUAUUGUGAUGGUGCAUAUGACCAAGUUGGCUUCCCUGACCUUGAAGUCCAAGUUCACAACUCUUGGCUCUUUUAUCCCUUCCAUCGUUACUACUUAUACUUCUAUGAAAAAAUCUUGGGAAAGUUGAUUGAUGACCCAACUUUUGCUUUGCCAUUUUGGAAUUGGGAUUCACCUUCUGGCAUGAAAAUGCCAGCCAUGUUAGCUGACCCCAAAUCACCACUUCAUGAUACUUACCGCAAUGCAAAGCACCAGCCACCGACCUUGCUUGACCUUGAUUACAGUGGCACUGAUGAAUCAACAAGUCAAGACCAAUUGUCUAGCAACCUCACCGUCAUGUAUCGCCAAAUGGUGUCAAAUGGUAAGAAUCCUAAGCUAUUCUUUGGCAAUGCUUACCGUGCUGGAAGUGAUCCUGACCCGGGUGCUGGAUCAAUUAAGAACAUUCCACAUGGUCCUGUACACUUAUGGUGCGGUGACACUACUCAGCCUAAUCUUGAAGACAUGGGCAACUUCUACUCAGCAGCAGGUAGAGAUCCAAUAUUUUUCUCUCACCACUCCAAUGUGGAUAGAAUGUGGACUAUAUGGAAAACAUUAGGAGGGAAGAAACGAUCUGAUCCAAAGGACAAAGAUUGGUUAAAUACUACCUUUUUGUUCUACGAUGAAAAUGCACAGCCAGUUCGUGUUAAGGUUAAGGACUGCCUUGAGUCUACAAACCUGAACUAUAUUUAUCAAGAUGUGGAAAUUCCAUGGCUAAAGUCUAAACCAACACCACGUAAAUCAAAAACCAAGAAAGUAGCCAAGUUGUUUCAACUAGGAGGAGGUGUAGGUGUAGCACAAGCUGCUGAAACAUCAUCCUCAAGUGUUAAGUUCCCAGUUGUUUUGGACAAGGUGAUAAGCACUGCGGUUUCUAGGCCUAAGAAAAAGAGAAGCAAGGAUGAGAAGGAAGACGAGGAGGAAGUGUUAGUGGUUGAAGGGAUUCAGUUUGAGAGAGAUUCGGCUGUGAAGUUUGAUGUGUAUGUUAAUGACGAGGAUGACUCACCUAGCAGACCAGACAAGACCGAGUUUGCUGGGAGCUUUGUGAAUGUGCCUCAUAGGCAUAACCAUACGAAGAAAAUGAACACUAGCUUGAAUCUUGGGAUCACUGAAUUGUUGGAGGAUUUGGACGCUGAAGAUGAUGAUAGUGUGGUGGUGACCUUGGUGCCAAGGUUUGGCAAAGGGCUAGCCACAAUUGGUGGAAUCAAGAUUGAGUUUGUUUCUUGAAAUUGAAUUUUCAACGAUUUUUGUGUUGUCCUGCUUCUUUCUUUCUUUGUUUUUUGCUAAUUUUAUCGAGCAACAGGGUAUAUCAACUUUCUGUUUUGCACUUUACCAAAAAAAUAUAAUUAAUAAUAAUUA